Messenger RNA from Scheffersomyces coipomensis, 624 nucleotides. Its product is annotated as GET complex subunit. Lineage: Eukaryota; Fungi; Ascomycota; Pichiomycetes; Serinales; Debaryomycetaceae. The transcript has a single exon. Gene Ontology annotation, biological process: tail-anchored membrane protein insertion into ER membrane. Bases 1 to 624 code for a protein of 207 amino acids. Gene Ontology annotation, molecular function: protein-membrane adaptor activity. Gene Ontology annotation, cellular component: GET complex. The record is from RefSeq and is a predicted model, not a curated record.
AUGCUAGAUUGGAUAGACUUACAACCAUACACGUUACUUGUACUGACGUUUUUAAUCCUUGCCUUCCAGCAAGUUAUCAAUCAAGUUGGUAAAUCAACCAUACAGGAACUUGUUUGGUCAUUAUACAUGGCAAUUGGAAGUAAAUUGAAUUUAACCAAUUCAUUCAAAGAGUAUUCAACUAAACAAAUCGAAAUAGUGGAUUUGAAUAAACAAAAGAGAUUGAUUAGUGCUCAAGAUCAAUAUGCUAAAUGGACCAAAUUAAACAGACAAGUGGAUAAAUUAACAGCUGAACUUACUCAAUUGAAAGAAACCAUUUCUAAAGAUAAAUCAAGUGUUAAUUCAUUCGUUAGCUUAUCAAUCAUGUUGAUUACUACUGCUCCACUUUGGUUCUUCAGAUUAUGGUUUAGAAAAUCAAUCUUGUUCUAUUUACCUCCUCAAUAUUUACCUUAUGCUUUAGAAUGGGUCUUUUCAAUACCAUUUUUCCCACUUGGAUCAGUUGGUUUAACAGUAUGGACAUUCGCUGUCAAACAAGUUAUCUCAUCUAUUAUCUUCUUAUCGUCAUUCCCAUUCCAAGCUCCAGUUGGUAAACCAGUUAAAAAGGAAAAAGUUGAAGAAGUUAAAUAG